CACCCAACAACUUAACCCUCAACCAAUAGCCUACUCCCAGUCCAGGACACAUCUUAACCGGAGCAGUGUGGACACAGCUGUGAAGCCUUCCUUAUGGGCACAUCAUGCGUAGGAUUCGGGCCAACGCCAUUGCAAUUUUGACUGUCGCUUGGAUCUUGGGCACUUUCUAUUACCUGUGGCAGGAUAAUAAACCACAUACAUCCCCGUCCUCGGCGUCGCAACCUCGGGCCGUAGGCAUAAAAAGCCAUGGGCAGAAAUCCGCUUCAGGAAGACUGGAGAUACAUCGGGAGGACAGGACCAUUCCACUUAUUGUGACCCAGCCCUCCCGGGGUGAAGGCCAAGGUCAGCUGAUGGGCACGUUUGAUGAGAAAUCUUACCUGGCCAGCAAACAGCUGAAAGCUGGAGAGGAUCCCUACAGAGAGCAUGCCUUCAACCUGCAGGAGAGCGACCGCAUUGGCAGUGAACGAGCCAUCAGAGACACACGACACUAUAGAUGUGCCUCAGUGAACUUUGACCCUGACCUUCCACCCACCAGCAUCAUCAUCACUUUUCACAAUGAAGCCCGGUCCACCCUUCUCCGCACCAUUAAAAGUGUGUUGACAAGGAGCCCGCCUUCUCUGAUACAGGAGAUCAUCCUUGUGGAUGACUUCAGCUCUGACCCUGAGGACUGCCAGCUGCUCUCUCAGAUCCCAAAGGUCCGCUGCCUGAGAAAUGCCCGGCGGGAGGGUCUGAUCAGGUCUCGUGUAAGGGGAGCAGGUGCUGCUUCGGCCACCAUCCUGACCUUCCUGGACAGCCACUGCGAGGUUAACACUGACUGGCUCCAGCCCAUGUUACAAAGAGUCAAAGAGGACCAUACACGUGUUGUCAGCCCUAUCAUUGAUGUCAUCAGCCUGGAUAACUUUGCCUACUUGGCUGCCUCAGCAGAUCUGAGAGGAGGUUUUGACUGGAGUCUGCAUUUUAAAUGGGAACAGAUUCCUAUUGAGCAGAAAAUGGCCAGGAAUGAUCCCACUCAGCCAAUCAGGACACCGGUCAUUGCUGGUGGAAUCUUUGUCAUGGAUAAGAGUUGGUUUAACCACCUUGGCCAGUAUGACACUCACAUGGAUAUCUGGGGUGGUGAGAAUUUUGAGCUUUCCUUCAGAGUGUGGAUGUGUGGAGGAAGUCUGGAGAUUCUUCCCUGUAGCCGUGUGGGUCAUGUCUUCAGGAAGAGACACCCUUAUGAUUUCCCAGAAGGCAAUGCUCUCACUUACAUCAAGAACACACGGCGGGCUGCAGAAGUUUGGAUGGAUGACUAUAAGCAGUAUUAUUACGCUGCUCGUCCUUCUGCACAAGGAAAGGCCUUUGGCAGCAUUGCAGACCGGCUGGCACUGCGACAGAGGUUGAACUGCCACUCCUUCCGAUGGUACCUGGAGAAUGUAUAUCCUGAACUCAAGAUCCCUGAGCAGGAGGUUGUGUUCAGCCUGCUUAAACAGAGUGGACUAUGUUUAGAGAGCUACACCUCAGACAGUCUGGGUCUGGCUGAGUGCAAGUCAAACAUACCAGCCUCUCAGAAAUGGAUGCUUAUAGAGCCGCAAAUACGCCAGCAUGAUCUCUGUCUCACCAUCACAGCUUUCACUACAGGCUCCAAAGUCCGAAUGGAGCCAUGCAGUCCCAAAGAGUCUCGACAGAAAUGGAAAGCCAGAGGCCCAGCCCUGCAGCAUGUGGUUAGCGGUCUGUGUUUAGAUAGCCAGCCCCCUGUGGGCCCACCAGUCAUCACACAGUGCCGUCCCCAGCUGGCAAGCCAAUCCUGGGAGCCACAGCUGGUCACCUGAUAAUGUUAGGGUAGAGAGAGGGAGGGGUAGAGGGGAGGAGUCCAGUGAGAUCACAGAAGAUGGUUGUGCACUAGGACCCAGGGUGAAUGUGUCUGCGGAUUGUUUUAGUUGACAACGCUCCUUUUGUGGGGAUAAUGAAAUGUGACCAUGUCAGAAAACUCUGCAGUAGUGUCCUUCCCAGUUUCCUCUUCUCUCUGACUUAAAACCGCAGACACAUUGUAGUAAAAUGGUUUUUAAACCUGACCCUAACAGCAGCCAAACUGAUCAAAGAUCAAGGUGCUUUUCAAUCUCUUCAGUUCUGUUGGAGAGGAGGAUGGAUGCUUUCUCAGAGU
This is a messenger RNA of Chanos chanos (milkfish), 2140 nucleotides long. RefSeq names its product UDP-N-acetyl-alpha-D-galactosamine:polypeptide N-acetylgalactosaminyltransferase 16 (gene galnt16). The record is from RefSeq and is a predicted model, not a curated record. Lineage: Eukaryota; Metazoa; Chordata; Actinopteri; Gonorynchiformes; Chanidae. Gene Ontology annotation, biological process: protein O-linked glycosylation. Gene Ontology annotation, molecular function: polypeptide N-acetylgalactosaminyltransferase activity. Gene Ontology annotation, cellular component: Golgi apparatus. The coding region runs from base 105 to 1808 and encodes 567 amino acids. The transcript has 15 exons.